Molecule: messenger RNA, 1083 nt
Organism: Debaryomyces hansenii CBS767
Lineage: Eukaryota; Fungi; Ascomycota; Pichiomycetes; Serinales; Debaryomycetaceae
Exons: 1
Coding region: 1-1083 (360 amino acids)
Biological process (GO): fungal-type cell wall organization
Cellular component (GO): cell cortex of cell tip; plasma membrane
Source: RefSeq, a predicted model, not a curated record
AUGUUUAGAAUCGUCAGAUUAAUAAUCAUCUUGCUUUCGAUAGCGACCACAGUAUUAUCGAUAUUUGCAUUAGUUGGAUCAUACAAAAAUGAAGCCUACUUGACCAAAAUAUAUUUGUUAGAUUUCCAUCUUACUGAUUUAGAUGUGUCGCAGCUUAUAGAUUUCAAUGGAUUCUCCAAGAGAGAUACUAUACAUCCUGAUAGUAAGAGAGAUACUAUUUUACCUGGUCGUACGGUGGUGGAAAAGGACCUUGCCAGUAGUUUAUCAGAUAUUGGAUCGACUAUCAGCGGCAUCGUUAAUUCAAUAACUUACGAAGAUAUGGGGUUGGCGCAGGUAUACUCGAUCAGUUUGUGGGGUUACUGUAAGGGAGAAGUUAAGGGCAGUUCAAAAACAGAAAAGGGCUUCGAUAACUCGGAUAUCGAUUUUAAGUGGUGCUCCGAUCCUAAGCCAGCAUAUUUCUUCGACCCGCUAGAAAUUAUCAAACAAGAAUUGAACAAUACUAUAAAUGAUAAGAUUACAGGCGCAUCGGGUAGUAUUGACAUUUCGUCUGAUGUGAGAACGGUAUUGGAACAAAUAGUUGAUAAUAUUACAUAUGAGACUUUAAAUUUGCCUGGUAACUUAAACAAGCAACUUACGCUUUUAAACAACUUGACUAAGGCCGCGUUCGCAUUGAUAUUGAUCAUGGCUAUUUUGUCAGCUAUUGGUGUAUUCGUUCAACUUAUUGGAUGUUGUGUGGACCCAAGUAAUUGUUGUCUUUCAUGUAUCAACUUCCUCUUUCAAACAUUGGUUUUCCUCACUGGUAUUAUUGGAGCAGGGUUAGCAACUGGUGCUUAUAUCUAUGUGAGAAAACAAAUUAAUGAAAAUACCGGAGAGCUUGGUAUUAAGUCUUUCUUAUCGAUUGCAUUUUAUGCAUUGAUAUGGUCUGCAGUUGCCGCAGCAUUGUUAGUGCUUAUAUUCACCAUCAUCGGCCAUUGCUGCGGCUGUUUAUCUAAUAACAGAAAGAAAUACAAGCCUCUUGAUGCUCCUGCUGUACCUGAAAAAAAUGGCUACGAAAUGGGAUAUAAUCAUCAUCAAAACUAUUAA